Fibroporia radiculosa is the source of this 795-nucleotide messenger RNA. RefSeq lists its product as uncharacterized. NCBI's taxonomy places the organism in Eukaryota, Fungi, Basidiomycota, Agaricomycetes, Polyporales, Fibroporiaceae. The record is from RefSeq and is a predicted model, not a curated record. Gene Ontology annotation, molecular function: hydrolase activity. The transcript has 3 exons. The coding region runs from base 1 to 795 and encodes 264 amino acids.
AUGCGCAUUCAGAUUGUGAGCGAUCUCCACCUCGAGAUCGAACGACAAGGGAGCCCCGCCGGCCAAGAAUUCUACUUCUACGACAUACCAGUGAAAGCAGAACAUCUCGCAUUGCUCGGGGACAUCGGUUGGUCGAUCGACGACAGACUAUUCGAUUGGCUCAGAAAACAAUUGGAGCUUUUCAAGGUUGUCUACUUCGUCUCCGGAAAUCAUGAACCAUACCGUUCAUCGAUUGUAGAAUCGGUCGCCAGGUUUCAAAACUUUGCUGACGACAUCAAUUCCGACCAAUCGCUAGGCGAAUUUAUCUUUCUAAACCGUACACGCCACGACGUGCCUGCGGAGCUCACCAUUCUUGGCUGCACGCUUUGGGCUGCAUUGAAUCCAGAUGAUCUAGACAUCCUCUCCUGGUCGCUGACAGACUUCCGGCGUAUCUCCUCCUUCGACCCGGAAUCGUUCACUGCUAUCCACAACGCCGACCUCGAGUGGCUGAAUGCUACCAUAUCCAUGAUAUCCCAGGCAGAACCAGCUCGGAAGAUCGUCGUGUUCACACACCACGCACCGACGCUCUCCGGUACCGGCGAUCCCAAGUACGAGGGGCAGCCUACCAAUUCUGCAUUUGCCACUGAGCUGACGGGCGAGCCGUGCUGGACGACCGGGAACGUCGUUCUCUGGGCGUUCGGGCAUACACACUGGAGCUGCGAUUUCGAGCGCGCCGGCGUACGGGUCUACAGUAACCAGCGGGGCUACGGCGAGGGUGGACCGGGCUACAGUGCAGACAAGACAAUAGAUUUAUAG